AUGGCUAUUGUGAUGCAGCAGCUGGCCCAAACGGGCAGUUACCCCAGCUCAUACCAGCACGGUUGCUCAGGUGGCUCUUGCCGUCAAUAUCAGGGAAGAUUGAAAGCCUGGAUGUCUGCGAGGAAAGACCAGACCAGACCGGACCAGACUCCUCUCGAUGACGAGCCGUCGUUUGCAUUGAGCACAUUCUCGAGGCUGCGUAAUCACACUGUCGUUGUGACAAAAAGUUAUCAGUUGUGGUAUCUUGAUAUCUGCUACGGAGGUAUCCAUUGGCCAAAAACCAGCUUUGCUCGAUUGAGUCUCGCAUGCAAUUUCCGUUUUGCGAUCAGUUCCCUUCGCCAGUCAUUUGUCGCUUGUGGCGGUAUGCGAACUCAUGUUGGUCUUUCAUUUUUGAAAAAACUUGACAGUUGCAGCUACCAUGCAAGUGUUUGCAGAACGACCACCACCUUGUCAAUCCUGGUCACCCUCGUCACUCCUGGUGGCUUUUGCUAG
Molecule: messenger RNA, 492 nt
Organism: Pochonia chlamydosporia 170
Lineage: Eukaryota; Fungi; Ascomycota; Sordariomycetes; Hypocreales; Clavicipitaceae
Exons: 1
Coding region: 1-492 (163 amino acids)
Source: RefSeq, a predicted model, not a curated record